Raphanus sativus (radish) is the source of this 1162-nucleotide messenger RNA. Its product is annotated as UPF0725 protein At4g29550. The transcript has 6 exons. Bases 81 to 1013 code for a protein of 310 amino acids. NCBI's taxonomy places the organism in Eukaryota, Viridiplantae, Streptophyta, Magnoliopsida, Brassicales, Brassicaceae. The record is from RefSeq and is a predicted model, not a curated record.
GACAUAUAUAUAUAUAUUUAUUGUGUCCGUCCGAUUGUGUAAUAGAAGAAGAAACGCUUUGAGCUAACUCAGACAGAAAGAUGUUCGAUGUGAUGUUGGAUGAAGCGAAUCUGUGGUAUCAAGAACCUCCUCCUCUCCCUAAGAGGAAGCUCGAACCACCUGUCUAUUCUCCUCCACCUUCACCCGUGAAAGAAGAAGAAGCUUAUUCCUCCGAAGAAGACAUGGAUCCGGUCGAACGAGAAAAGUAUCGCCUUCAAACUGUGGAGUCUUGUGGUUUCGAUGUUGACUUCUACAACCAUAUAUUUAACGGGAUAGUUCCCAGCGGAUGCACUCAUUACGACACACUCUUUGCAAAGGCAGGACUCCAUUGUCACAACCUUGAAAAGGGGAAGAAGUACCAGCUGAAGCGUGUAGUUAAAGUGAACGCUGAAAUCGCUUCGCUUUACAACUCCUAUUCUACAUCAGAGGUGAUAGACCCUGUAGACAACUCACUGCACACUUUCCAAACCAUGGUCACGGAUGCAGGGAAGGCGAAGAAGGCAAGCUUGAUACUGUUGACUAAAAUUUGCAGAAUCAAGCCUCAAGUACCAGGCCUUGGAGAUGCAACUGUGUUUUGGGACUUUAAUGCUAUAGAUGACUUCUAUAAAACUGAUAUGCCUGAUUGGCCUUUCAAUGAUGGUCUUGAUAACCCACACCUUGUUGAGGUGAAAGAAUCUGAGUUGCUAGACAAUGAAUGGAUUUGUCUAUAUGCUGAAGCUGCAUUGUUCUCCGAAUGGCGCUCCGAAAUGAGUGAUUAUACGCCGUUUGAGAUGAAGAGAGUAAUGGUACAAACAAAGGAAGACGAUGUAGAGUCCAGUGUGAAGCUUAAGUCGAGCAAUGCAAUCUUCUACAUGAUUUUCAAGGUUCGUGGAGGUGGUCCCUUGUGUAGAGGCAUAGUAAGAAAAACAAGUGAUGGAAGAACAGGACACUUGCGUCUCGAAGCUAGAUGUUGGAUCGACGACAUGUCAAACUAAUCGUGACUAGUAAUCUUAUAUUCUUGUUACUUAUUAGUUGAUCUACUAGAUUUGUAGUUAGCAAUGCUUGUUUCUGUCUACUAGAUUUGUCUUCUUUUAUGUAAAAAGAUAAGAUAUUCAUGUUCAUCUUUUUUUUUAUUCAACGUUCA